AUGCAUUUCUUAUAUAUUCUCAGUCUUAUGUCCACUGCAACUACCCUUGUGGUGGCAAUGGCAUCUCCAGUCUCAGUUGGUGUUGAAAAGAGAGAUGAAAACCUUUGCACCACCAACGAAAAGUAUGACGUGCCAUACUGCUGCCCUCCUGACGCUCAAAACACGAAAAACACCUACAACCUCAUCUAUUGCUCUGAUGUGUCCGGAAAUACAACGUUAACCACUGAUGACGACUUUAAAAAGUUCUGCAAGGAUCAAGAAGCACUUGCACUUUGCUGCAAGGUGGGAAUUUUUGGAAUAUCCGUUUGCGAAGAGGCGUUUUAA
This is a messenger RNA of Botrytis fragariae, 324 nucleotides long. RefSeq lists its product as uncharacterized. Gene Ontology annotation, cellular component: extracellular region. Bases 1 to 324 code for a protein of 107 amino acids. The record is from RefSeq and is a predicted model, not a curated record. Lineage: Eukaryota; Fungi; Ascomycota; Leotiomycetes; Helotiales; Sclerotiniaceae. The transcript is spliced from 3 exons.